Strongyloides ratti is the source of this 930-nucleotide messenger RNA. Its product is annotated as Zinc finger, C2H2 domain and Zinc finger, C2H2-like domain-containing protein. Bases 1 to 930 code for a protein of 309 amino acids. Lineage: Eukaryota; Metazoa; Nematoda; Chromadorea; Rhabditida; Strongyloididae. The transcript is spliced from 3 exons. The record is from RefSeq and is a predicted model, not a curated record.
AUGGAAAAUAAUACUUCAUUUUACUGCCUUAUUUGUGAUAAAAAUAUUACAACUGGUGAAGACCAAUAUCUUCAUUUUGAAAAGCAUAUAGAUAUUCAAGUAUUUAAUUGUCAAGAAUGUAAUAAACAAUUUAAACAAGAAAAAGAAUUUGAAGAACAUUUAGCUUUAUCUAAUCAUAAGAAAAGACCAAAUUUAAUUCUUCAAAAAUUUAUUACUUUUUUAUGUACAUUAUCACCACAAAUGGAACAUAUUAAUGAAACAGAUAUACGUAAUUAUAGAAUGUUAUUAUUAAAAGAAAAUAAAUCAAAAAGUAUGGAUGUUUAUGAAGAUCAAAAAACAGAAGACAAUUUAAAUGACAUUUAUGAUGGUAAUGAAUAUUCUACAGAUAGAAAAGAAAUUAAGGAUAUACAAUCCCAAUUAAUGCAUGACGAUAAAAAUGAAAGAAUAGAAGAUGAAUUUGUCUCAAUAUAUUCUGAUAGUAAUCUAAUAAAUGAGGAACAUAAUAAUUCCCGAAUGAUCAAAAAAAUGAGUAAUUGUGGACUACUUGAUUUAAGGGCUUUAGCAGACAAAGUAUUUAUAAAGUCAAAUAAUAUUGUAAAUAAAUGUAACAUUUGUAGGACAUCUUUUCAUACUCCUAAAGAUAAAAUUACACAUAUAUUUAUGAAACAUUUAAAAUUAAAAACAUUUGCUGUUUUGAAGUGUUCUUACUGCCUUAAAAGUAAUAAGAAAUCAAAUAAUUUUAUUGAUUUUAGUUCUGUAUUUCAACAUUAUAAGUCCAGUGGUGUGGAUCACUUAAAAAUGAGAUAUCAAAAUAAUUUAAACAGAAAUUAUAAAGGAAACGAAGAAUUUAUACAACUCAAUGCUAAAUAUGAUACUUUAUAUCGUUAUGAAAAUGAAUUUAAAAAAUGUUUUGUGCUUAAUAAAAUAUAA